Nematolebias whitei (Rio pearlfish) is the source of this 2391-nucleotide messenger RNA. It is a transcript of the gene ccnyl1, whose product is annotated as cyclin Y-like 1. Gene Ontology annotation, cellular component: plasma membrane. Bases 759 to 1799 code for a protein of 346 amino acids. Lineage: Eukaryota; Metazoa; Chordata; Actinopteri; Cyprinodontiformes; Rivulidae. The record is from RefSeq and is a predicted model, not a curated record. Gene Ontology annotation, biological process: regulation of cyclin-dependent protein serine/threonine kinase activity; regulation of canonical Wnt signaling pathway. Gene Ontology annotation, molecular function: cyclin-dependent protein serine/threonine kinase activator activity; protein kinase binding. The transcript has 10 exons.
CUCCGGCAGGCAACAGAUGGCGGCGGCAGAAAGUGCGUUUGCUUGCGGCUCUAAUCUGUCAGGGUGGAGGCGUCUGGAUCAGCUUCUAGAAUUGGGUUUUUAAUGGUGUCAAUGGAAGAAACCAAGUUAGACUAUCUUAAGUGAAAAUUAUUUUCUCAACACCAGUUGUUAUUCCGCUUUUUAAUUUGGAUUUCUCCCAAGAGGCCGCAGAAGCCUCGGACUCGAUUUAGUAAACCCACGGAGCCGAGCGGGAGGAGACGCUAGUGGAAUUGUUUUGAAAAGUCUCCUAAAACGCAAUUGACAACGCUUAUAGUUCGGAAGUCCUACACUACGUGUUUUCUUGGCGUCAGUUCUGCUAACAAUCGCGAAAAAGAACCAGUAAUGCGGCGAAGAGAAGUUCAGGAGACGAGCUAAAUGCUAGUUAGCUUCAAAGUAGCGGCGUUGAAUGAAUGAAUAAGUCGACCAGCUGGAUUUAAGUGACCGCGUACUGCCGAGAACGUCCAAUAUCCCUGUCCCCGAUUGUUUUCCACCCAAGCGAGCCUUUGUGGGGAGUUGUCCCUUCACUUUUAUCCACAAAUCGAUCGGAAUGCGGCGCUCGGAAGUUGGAAAGCGGCAUUUUAGCAGAGUCAGUGUGGCGGAACUCCCCGUUGUCUCCUAAUGUUUAUCACACCCAGGGAAGCUAGCUAGCUAGCCGCGGGUUGAAGGCACUUCUCCGGUUAUCGGGCGGUAACAGCGUCACGCUCACAUCCAGUUUGGGAAUGGGGAAUUCAGUGUCGUGCUGCGUCUCUCCGGAGUCGAGCCCCAAACUUCCGUCGAGACAAGCCCCGGAGCGGCUGGAGGAGCUCCACACCAGCACGGAGGUGAGCGACGACAACACGGUGCCCUACCUGCAGCACAUCAGCGACAGGGAGCUCCUGGACGACCUGGCCUUGGAGUCAAACCCGUCGGACCACGCCCGAGCGAGCACCAUCUUCCUUAGCAAGUCUCAGACCGACGUGCGGGAUCGGAGGAAAAGCAACCACAUAAACCACCACGUGAGUCAUGUGUCUCCUGGUCCGUUAUCGAAGAAGUACAGCUCCUGUUCCACCAUCUUCAUCGACGACAGCACCGUCAGCCAGCCAAACCUCAAAAGCACAAUCAAAUGUGUCACUUUAGCGAUCUACUACCACAUCAAAAACAGGGACUCAGACAGGUCUCUGGACAUCUUUGAUGAGAAGUUGCACCCUUUAUCAAGAGAGCCGGUACCGGAGAACUACUCGUUCGUCGACCCGGAGCACAAGCUGAUCUACCGCUUCGUCAGAACGCUCUUCAGCGCCGCGCAGCUCACGGCAGAGUGCGCCAUCGUCACGCUCGUGUACUUGGAGCGCUUGUUGACCUACGCCGAGCUGGAUAUCUGCCCCGCCAACUGGAAGCGCACCGUCCUGGGAGCCAUCCUGUUGGCCUCCAAAGUCUGGGACGACCAGGCCGUGUGGAACGUCGACUACUGUCAGAUCCUCAAAGACAUCGCCGUAGAGGACAUGAACGAGAUGGAGCGCGAGUUCCUGGAACUGCUCCAGUUCAACAUCAACGUUCCGGCCAGCGUCUACGCCAAGUAUUACUUUGACCUGCGGCAGCUGGCCGACGACAACAACCUCAACUUCCCACUGGAGCCGCUCAACAACCAGCGCGCCCAGAAACUCGAGGCCAUCUCCAGACUGUGCGAGGACAAAUACAAAGACCUGAGUCGAGCGGCCAUGAGACGAUCCCUCAGCGCGGACAACCUGAUCGGCGUACGACAUUCGAACGCCGUGCUCUCAUAGGGUCACCUCUGACCUUUGACCUCUGACGCUGGGCUCCAAACAGACUGGUCUCAGGCGCCGAACCACAGAACGGCGUGCUCACACUGGGAAGCUGCAGGAGAAACUGAUUUUAUGAGUUUUUUAUUUAUUUCUUACUUGACCUGUAUUUCCAAAAGAAAAGUUUGUUUUUUAGCACUCUGAACUGUUAAAACUGUUUAAACAGGUCGUUUCUGACUUGACACGAUGAGGCGGCGUUCUAGUCCCUGGACAACAUUAAAAAAUUAAAUUCAGACGAACAUCAGUGAAAGCUUUUUAAAUCAGGAACUACGUCUGUUUACGGUUACUUUAUACAGAAACAUGAACCAGUCGAGAGCGUUUAGCAAUGUUGGUCUGCUCGGGGCACAUCAGGGAUCGGUGCUUGGGUUCCAUUUAUUUUCCCAGGGUUUUAGAAGAGCGAAAACUUUGACAAGUUUUUACCAUAAAUUAGGUUUGACGGCAGAAACCUGAUCUAAUUGUGUGACUCGCGUACAGCACGCCUCAUCUAAGACGGUGUUUAGUGUUUAAUACUCGACAGGAAACAGUUGCAGUGAACUUCCUGUCAGCGGUUUGUUGU